This is a messenger RNA of Gracilinanus agilis (Agile Gracile Mouse Opossum), 758 nucleotides long. RefSeq names its product luteinizing hormone subunit beta (gene LHB). The transcript is spliced from 2 exons. The coding region runs from base 1 to 666 and encodes 221 amino acids. Gene Ontology annotation, cellular component: extracellular region; cytoplasm. NCBI's taxonomy places the organism in Eukaryota, Metazoa, Chordata, Mammalia, Didelphimorphia, Didelphidae. Gene Ontology annotation, biological process: G protein-coupled receptor signaling pathway. Gene Ontology annotation, molecular function: hormone activity. The record is from RefSeq and is a predicted model, not a curated record.
AUGGAGAGGUACCAGGUCAGAGCCCGGGAUCCCGGGAGGCCCAGUGGAGAGGGGCGGUGGAAGGAAGGGCUCCAGGCUCCAGCAGCAGAGCCGAGACACCCAGGAAACCCAUGGGGAAGCGGGUGGGAGGGGGCCCCGGCACCAGAAGGGUGGCAGAGGAUGGGGUCUGGGAGAAAGGGGGGAGGUAUGGGAGCUCCGGAGUGCCUGGAUGGGAGGUUGGGGGCCCUGGGGUCUCAGAUGCCUGGCUCCCCCCAGGAGCUAACAGUGCUGCUGCUGCUUCUGCUGCUGGAGGGGGGCUCCUGUGGAGCCAGCUCCCUCCGCCCCCUGUGCAGACCAACUAACGCCACCCUGGCUGCGGAGAGCGAUGCCUGCCCAGUGUGUGUGACUUUCACCACCACCAUCUGUGCUGGCUACUGCCCCAGCAUGGUGCGGGUGCUGCCAGCCGCAUUGCCUCCUGGCCCUCAGCUGGUCUGCACAUACAGGGAGCUGACCUUCUCCUCCAUCCGGCUGCCUGGAUGCCCACCUGGUGUGGACCCCAUCUUCUCCUUCCCUGUGGCCCUCAGCUGUGCUUGUGGAUCCUGCCGCCUGAGCCACUCGGACUGCGGGGGGCCCCGGGCCCGACCCCACCUGUGCACCCGGCCCCACCUCAGCCUCCGCCUCCUCUAGAGCCCAGGCCCAGCCUCCCCCCCUUCCUUUCCCACAUGCCUCUUUUCCACCCUCUUGCUCCCUCUAAUCCCCAAUAAAGGUUUUUCAUCUGG